AUGGAAGAAAAGAUAAAGAAAGAGUUGGGUACCGUAACGCUAAAAUUAGCUGGCCACUCUGAAGGUGGAUGCAUCAGCCAGGGCCAGAGUUACCACACUGACACGGGCAAAGUGUUUGUGAAGAUAAACCACAAACGCGAGGCCAAGUUAAUGUUUGAUGGAGAAAUGGCCAGUUUAGAAGCCAUCUUAAAAACAGGAACUCUUAAAGUGCCCAAACCUCUGAAGGUGAUCGAAUUGGACACUGGAGGAGGCUGUGCAUUUGUCAUGGAGCAUUUGGACAUGCGUGGUUUAAACAAGUAUUCAAAACAGCUUGGCGAGCAAAUGGCUGAUCUUCAUCUUCACAACAAAAGACAGCUUGAGAAAGUCAGCGAAGAGCAGCAGACUGUUGGAAAAGGAGCUGGGCAGUCAGAGGGAACUUAUGUGGACAAAUAUGGCUUCUCUACCACCACAUGCUGUGGUAUUAUACCACAGGACAACGAAUGGCAGGAGGACUGGGUGAUAUUUUACACCCGACAGAAGCUUGAGCCUCAGCUCAACAUGUUGGAGAAGUCAAACGGGGACAGAGAGGCCAGAGAGCUUUGGGCAGAACUUCAGCUAAAGAUCCCUCAAUUCUUCCAAGACGUGCAGACGUUCCCUGCUCUUCUCCACGGCGACUUGUGGGGCGGCAAUGUAGCAGAAACCGAGGAAGGCCCGGUGGUCUUCGACCCAUCGUCUUUCUACGGUCAUUCCGAGUAUGAGUUGGGAAUCGCUGGAAUGUUCGGCGGUUUCAACCACUCUUUUUUCAAUGCCUAUCACCAAAAAAUCCCCAAGGCGCCCGGUUUUGCCAGGAGAAACAAGCUUUACCAACUCUUCAACUACCUGAAUCACUGGAACCACUUUGGUGGUGGCUACAGAGGUUCGUCCAUUAGUGUCAUGAAGGAACUGCUGAAGUAA
Messenger RNA from Nerophis lumbriciformis (worm pipefish), 933 nucleotides. NCBI's taxonomy places the organism in Eukaryota, Metazoa, Chordata, Actinopteri, Syngnathiformes, Syngnathidae. The record is from RefSeq and is a predicted model, not a curated record.